This is a messenger RNA of Leptopilina boulardi, 6876 nucleotides long. It is a transcript of the gene Ca-alpha1T, whose product is annotated as voltage-dependent T-type calcium channel subunit alpha-1G. Gene Ontology annotation, cellular component: voltage-gated sodium channel complex; neuron projection; voltage-gated calcium channel complex. The coding region runs from base 203 to 6790 and encodes 2195 amino acids. The transcript is spliced from 33 exons. Gene Ontology annotation, molecular function: low voltage-gated calcium channel activity; voltage-gated sodium channel activity. Gene Ontology annotation, biological process: calcium ion transmembrane transport; calcium ion import; membrane depolarization during action potential. The record is from RefSeq and is a predicted model, not a curated record. NCBI's taxonomy places the organism in Eukaryota, Metazoa, Arthropoda, Insecta, Hymenoptera, Figitidae.
ACAUUAUUUUAUGUGGUGUAUCAUUUUAGGAAACAAAUACUUUCCUUUAAUUCGAAUUUAUAUUUUUGAAAUUUUCGUUGAAAAAAUGUUUACAUAUAGAAAUUAAUUUUAUUCAAUGUCUUCAUAUAAUUAUUAAAAGAUUAUAUAAAUGUCUUUAAAAAGCUUGCAGUUAUUAUUAUAAAUGAAUUAAACUUAACCGAAAAUGUCCACAAAUUGCAAUUACCAUAAUUAUCGCUACUGUUCUGCUACAAGAAUGCACUUAAAUGGAAUAAGCGGUGAACAAAUUUCUGACAGUGAUAUGGCAGAAUUAAGUGAAUUAGAAGAUGAUGAGGGCAAUGGAGAUGAUAUUGAUGAGGAACAUGAUGACGAUGAAGAUGAAGAAGGGAAUGUUCUUCCUUAUCCUGGUUUUGCUCCAACAGCUCUUUAUUACCUUCGACAAAAUACAAGGCCCCGUAAUUGGUGUCUUGCGUUAAUUACAAAUCCAUGGUUCGAAAGAAUAAGCAUUAUGAUAAUACUUUUAAAUUGCCUCACACUUGGAAUGUACCAGCCAUGUGUGGAUGAUCAAUGUGAGACAAAUCGAUGUAAGAUUUUACAGAUGUUCGAUGACAUCAUCUUUGCUUUCUUUUCUUUAGAGAUGACAAUAAAAAUGGUAGCAAUGGGUUUAUAUGGUAAAGGGUCAUAUCUUGCAGAUUCUUGGAAUAGGCUUGACUUCUUUAUCGUAGCUGCCGGAGUACUAGAGUAUUGUUUAAAUGUGGAAAACAUGAACUUAUCUGCGAUUCGUACUAUAAGAGUCUUGCGACCACUUCGUGCGAUUAAUAGAAUACCAAGUAUGAGGAUUCUAGUAAUGCUCUUAUUGGAUACACUGCCGAUGCUUGGUAAUGUUUUAUUACUCUGCUUUUUUGUUUUCUUCAUCUUUGGUAUUGUUGGAGUUCAACUUUGGGAAGGAAUAUUACGACAACGCUGUUUUCUCAAAGCUAUACCGACUGUAAGAUACCCAGAUUGGUUGAGAAAAUACUUUGAAUAUCAGGGUCAAGAUUAUAUUUGCUCUAAACCUGAGGACAAUGGAAUGCAUAGCUGUCACAAUUUACCUUCUUUAAAAUUUGACAAUAUAGAAUGCAACCAUACAGCUUUAUCGAAUAGUAAUAUAACCUUUAUCAAUGAUAAUACUUGUGUCAAUUGGAAUUAUUACUAUACUGAAUGUAAGGGUCAAGGAAAUAAUCCUUUUCAAGGCACAAUAUCAUUUGAUAACAUUGGAUUAGCAUGGGUUGCUAUAUUUCUCGUAAUUAGUUUAGAGGGAUGGACAGAUAUAAUGUACUACGUGCAAGAUGCUCAUUCUUUUUGGGACUGGAUAUAUUUUGUUCUUCUAAUAGUAAUUGGUUCUUUCUUCAUGAUCAACUUGUGUUUAGUCGUUAUAGCUACACAAUUUUCUGAAACUAAAAAGCGAGAAAUGGAACGAAUGAGAUUAGAGAGAGCACGGUUUCAAUCUACCAGCACGCUUGCAUCAUCUACGAAUGUAUCCGAGCCAACUACAUGUUAUGCUGAAAUAGUAAAAUAUAUUGCACAUCUAUGGAGAAGAGGAAAGAGAAAAUUAAUGAAACGAUAUCGAUUGUAUUUAUACAGCAAACAACAAAAACAUGAUGAAAUUUUGUUGAAGGAUAAACUUGAACAAUGUCAAACGAAUGAAAGUGGAAUAAAAAAAUUAAAUACUAGCAAUAUUUUUUGUGGUGCCACAUCAAAACUUAUUACGGUUUUGGGAAGUAAAGAACAAAAUGGGAAAGCAUUCGCGGCUCCUCAUGCUAGCCCAGAAGUUUCUGAAAUUGAGCACUCUGCGAUAAUGUACCAACGGACUGGUAUUUAUCGUUUACAUUCAUUUUCCAAUUGUAGUGAGUCCAUCAACAGUACAACUCAGAUAAAUAAUAGUUUGUUAAGUCCUCCUAGUGCUCAUUUUCGAAGGAGAAGUAGUGUAAUGUUUAGUGAUGUAAUUUUACUUCAUGGAGGAAGUGUUCAUACCUUACCAGGGUCUGUUGCUUUAACAGAUAAUAAUGUUUGUUGUAACGAAAAAAUGACACAAACUGGUGAUGGACAUGUAUGGUUAAUACCACUUUCUAAAAAUUUACAGACCGUAAUAAAACGAAGAGAAGCCAUGUCUUGUCAAGAACUACUUGCACUAAGUGGAGCUUUCAGCGCAGCUUUACCGACUGGACAAUUGGCAUUAGAUUCAUUUUUGAAUACAUUUAAAAAUGGUAUAAAAAAGCGUCAAAUUGUUAAUGAUUCACAAUGGUUUAAUGAUGUAAAUAACUGUUCGUGCUGUUAUGCUUCACGAGGAGAACAACAAUGGUCUAAUAGAAAUUUGAAGUGUCAAAUGUUACCUGCUGGACACAUACUUAAAGUCAUUGGUAACGGAUGUAUAUACAUUUUCCGUUUUUUACGACAAUGGAUUAAAAGAUUUGUCGAUAACAAAAUAUUUCAACAGGGAAUUCUUCUAGCAAUACUUAUCAAUACACUUAGUAUGGGUAUUGAAUACCACAAUCAACCUGAAGAAUUGACUGUUCUAGUAGAAAUAAGUAAUAUUGCAUUUUCUGCAGUAUUUGCUGCAGAAAUGUUACUAAAAAUUAUAGCAGAAGGACCAUUUGGAUAUAUAAGUAAUGGCUUUAAUGUGUUUGAUGGUAUUGUUGUUAUACUAAGCGUUGUAGAAUUAUGUCAAACAUUUGGCGAAGAACGAGGUGGUGGCUCAGGGCUAAGUGUUCUUCGGACUUUUCGGCUGUUAAGAAUCUUAAAGCUUGUUCGUUUUAUGCCUAACUUGCGUCGUCAACUUUUUGUAAUGUUACGAACAAUGGAUAAUGUUGCAGUUUUUUUCUCACUAUUGGUACUUUUCAUUUUUAUAUUCAGCAUUUUAGGUAUGUAUCUUUUUGGAGGAAAGUUCUGCAUGUGGAUAGAUCGCAGUCGGCCUUGUACUUGUGCUGAAGUGGUAGCACGUCAUCCAAUGUGCCAAUGUGAUCGUAAACACUUCAACGACAUAGUUUGGGCUCUUGUUACAGUUUUUCAGAUUCUCACUCAAGAAGAUUGGAAUGUAGUUCUUUUCAAUGGAAUGCAAAAGACUUCUCAUUGGGCUGCUCUUUACUUUGUCGCUUUGAUGACAUUUGGAAACUAUGUUUUGUUUAAUUUAUUAGUAGCCAUUCUGGUUGAAGGAUUUUCAUCUGAGAGAAAUGAAAGACGGGAAAGAGAACAAAGGGAGCUUGCAAGACUUGCUGCACAGGAAUGUACAUUUGAUAGUGAUGAAAGAUUAUCUAGAAUAUCUGGUUUCCACUCUGUUACGGAUAGUGACACUUAUACUCAGGAUAGUAAACAAGAUAUCAGAAAGUACAGAGAAAAUUGUGAGCAGGAAAAUUAUAUCAAUAUACGGAAACAAAUAAACAAUGUAAAAUAUAAUAGAAAUGGUGGUAGAAUUUCGAUAUCUAGACCAUCACCACCCAUUAUAACUCAUACUGCUCCUACACCUCAGGAUUCUCCAAAUACAACUUUUGAUACUUCUUACAAAGACUUAAUCUCUCAAGACAUUUAUAAUAAAAAAUUAUCUUUUUCUUCAAUUGACAAAUUUAUUAAUCAAAGCAUUAACCAGGUUAAUGAAAUUGAAAGUAAAACGUGCAAUCCUCCUGAUUGGACAUUAAAACUCAAUAUGAUGACCACUGUUAUGAAAUCUCCCAAAAAAGAUAUCGACUCAACUAAAAUUUAUCCAGCAUCUACAACAUCUGCUAAAGGAUGUAUAAUUGAUUCUAUUGGAAAUGACACUUUAAUUUGUGUUCCAAAUAAUCGAGCAGUUCGAUUAAUAUCCAAUAAUGAAAGCUCAAAUUUGCAUAUCAAUGGAAAUAAGAACCACUGUUCAUCAAAGGCUCAGUGCUUUGCUUCCUCAAAACAGUGUCAUUGGAGCAAUUCUUUAUCUAUAAAAGAUUCACUAAAAUCAUAUGAGGCCAUGAAAAUAAAAAGAACGUUUACUCAUCAAGAACACGGAACAACAUGCAUUCCAAACGAUGUGCCCAUAAAUGUAUCUUCACCAAAAAAUCAACAUUCAUCAACUAAUAACAAUCAACAUAAUGCGCAAUCAGAAGAUCUGUAUUAUGCAAAUAAACAGAAGAAUUUUUCGAAUGUGAAGAAACUUAAAAAAAUGGUCAUAUCGCUGAAAUCUAGAUAUUGUUUAAAAGGAAGAGAUGAGUUUUCUUUAUAUAUUUUUUCGAAUGACCACAAAUUUAGAAUAUUAUGUAAAUGGCUUGUUGACCAAAAAUGGUUUGAUAACGUAGUUUUACUUUUUAUUGGGUUAAACUGUAUAACUCUUGCAAUGGAAAGACCAAACAUACCACCAGAUAGUCGUGAAAGAAUUUUUCUUUCUAGCGCUAAUUAUAUAUUUACAGCAGUUUUUGCAAUGGAAAUGUUAAUCAAGGUAAUUUCAACAGGUAUGCUUUACGGACCAUAUGCUUAUUUUACAUCUGGUUGGAAUAUAAUGGAUGGAUCACUUGUUAUAAUUUCAAUAACUGACUUAUUAAUGUCACUGAUAUCUGCAAGCAGUCCAAAAAUUUUUGCUAUUCUAAGAGUAUUCAGGCUUUUGCGCUCAUUAAGGCCGUUAAGAGUUAUAAAUAGAGCACCAGGUUUAAAACUCGUUGUGCAAACUCUCCUUUCAUCCUUAAGGCCGAUUGGAAACAUUGUACUAAUUUGUUGUACAUUUUUCGUUAUUUUUGGUAUUUUAGGAGUUCAAUUGUUCAAAGGUGCAUUUUAUUACUGUGAAGGACCGGAUAUUAAUAAUGUACGCAACAAAACUGAUUGUUUAUCUGACAAAAGAAAUACUUGGUUAAACAGAAAGUAUAACUUUGAUGAUCUUGGAAAAGCCUUGAUGUCUUUAUUUGUACUGUCAUCACGAGAUGGCUGGGUGAAUAUUAUGUACACAGGUUUAGAUGCUGUAGGAGUCGACCAACAGCCAAUUGAAAAUUAUUCAGAAUGGAGAUUGCUGUAUUUUAUUUCAUUUAUUUUAUUGGUUGGAUUCUUCGUUCUAAACAUGUUUGUAGGAGUGGUCGUUGAAAAUUUUCAUAGAUGUCGCGAAGAACAAGAAAAAGAAGAACGAGUUAGAAGAGCUGCUAAACGUGCUUUACAAAUGGAGAAGAAAAGACGAAGAUUACACGAGCCUCCUUACUAUAACAAUUAUUCGAAACUACGACUAUUCAUUCAUAACGUAGUAACAUCAAAAUAUUUCGAUUUGGCAAUUGCUGCUGUGAUUGGUUUAAACGUAGUUACCAUGGCUUUAGAAUUUUACAUGAUGCCGAAAGCACUAACAUAUGCUUUAAAAAUUUUCAACUAUUUUUUUACAGCUGUUUUCAUAUUGGAAUCAAUUAUGAAGCUUGUAGCUCUUGGAUUACAUUUAUAUUUAAAAGACAAGUGGAAUCAACUUGAUGUGGGCAUUGUGAUAUUAUCAGUGGUUGGAAUUGUGUUAGAAGAAGUUGAAUCGAAAGUAAUUCCUAUUAAUCCUACUAUUAUUAGAGUCAUGCGUGUUUUACGUAUUGCAAGAGUCUUGAAGCUUCUAAAAAUGGCAAAAGGUAUUCGAGCACUAUUGGACACAGUUAUGCAAGCUUUGCCUCAAGUUGGUAAUUUAGGAUUACUCUUUUUCCUACUGUUCUUCAUAUUUGCAGCUUUAGGUGUUGAACUCUUUGGACGACUGGAAUGUAGUGAUGAAAUGCCAUGUCAAGGAUUGGGAGAACAUGCACAUUUUAGCAACUUUGGAAUGGCUUUUCUAACUUUAUUUCGAGUAGCAACUGGCGACAAUUGGAAUGGUAUUAUGAAAGACACUUUACGAGAUAAUUGUGAUGAUUUAGAAGAUUGUGUGAAAAAUUGUUGCGUUAGCAAUAUUAUUGCACCAAUAUUUUUUGUUAUAUUUGUACUGAUGGCGCAAUUUGUUCUUGUAAACGUGGUUGUUGCAGUUUUAAUGAAGCAUUUAGAAGAAAGCCAUAAACAGAUGGAAGACGAGCUUGACAUGGAAUCACAACUUGAAAGGGAAUUACUCGCUGAACAAGAAGAACUCUUAGUCGGUGAAGGUGAAAAUAUGGAAGAAACUAGAGUUCAAAAUAUAAUAGAUGAUAAUGAAAUAUUGACAUCACAAUGGAAAAGUAAUAGUUCUCCUGAAUCUUCUCAUGGCCUCUCUAAAGUUCGAUCUCUACCCUCUAAUUUUAUUUAUAACCAUGGAGCAAUAAAAAAUAAAGUUUUAGAUACUUCUUCACAUGUGCCAAGAAGAAGAAGAAGGAAAAGCACGAUACUCCAACUUUCUGCAAAAUCAUCAAAAUUAAAAUCUAACCAUAAAUAUAGUAAUAUGCAACAGCAAAACACCUUGCACUUAUCACAAUUUGAUUGUAACAAAGUAGUUUCCAAUUCAUCAAAUUACCUUAUUCCACCCACUAUUUCAUAUACAGCCAGAAGUAGAGACACAUCAAUCGAUUAUUCAAAAUCAGAAAAAGGGAAUAAAUUAAAAACUUCACCUAUUAAAAACUUUUGUGUUAGUGACAAAAAAGAUGUACAUAGUAAUAAUGUAAAUCAUAGACUUAACAAUUUUCAUGAAGAUUAUGAUGUGCAAUCCAUAAUCAAUGAAAGAAGACCACUUAAAUUAAAAGUUAAUGUUCCAGAAGUUUCAAAUUCUAAUAGAAAUGACAAUUUUCUUAUUGCAGAAAAUAGAUGUAAUAAUAUAUCAACUGAUGCAACUUUAAAAAAUUAUUCUGUAAGUUUCAGUAAUGAUUUCAGUACCACUGGCUUAUACUAAUAUCAGUAUACACAAUUGUUUAACAAAUAUUUGUUAUUGUCAAAAAUUGUAGUCAAAUGAAUUAUAAAUAAAAUUAAUAGACUGUU